GCUUGGGAAGAAGGUGAAUCAGUCAACUCAAAUGAUCCGACCAUGCAGCAUCGCGCUAGGGUCCUGGCGGCCUCGUCAACCCAAUGACUGUGGCGUCAACAGGGGUGGCGGAGAAACAAGACUUAGUUCAUGGUGAAGCUGUAUGUCAAGCAUACAGCUGUGUCGCGUCUCUUAUGGCUGCUAUUCAACCGACCCCUCUCCCGUAGCCGCUCCUCUGUCCAUCAACCUUCGCUUGUCCUCGUCUGUCAUUGCAGCUCCCACCAUCAAACAUCUAGGAGCCUCGUUCACGAGCUCACAACAGUCGACAAAUUGUCUCUUGUCCCCCGACAGCAUCGGGAAAGUAUACUGCGGCGCUCAAUCUGGUUGAAAGGUCGAGAGAUGUGCUGACGAGACUUUGUUGCAGACGCACAGGUAGGGGAGGACUUCGGCGUGCC
Kockovaella imperatae is the source of this 434-nucleotide messenger RNA. RefSeq lists its product as hypothetical. The transcript is spliced from 2 exons. Lineage: Eukaryota; Fungi; Basidiomycota; Tremellomycetes; Tremellales; Cuniculitremaceae. Bases 130 to 387 code for a protein of 85 amino acids. The record is from RefSeq and is a predicted model, not a curated record.